AGUAUAUCACUACGUUAAUGUUAUAUCUAUUAUCAACUUUCAACACAAGAAGUGUUUCGUAAUAUGUUUUCUUAUUGCUUCUGAUCUGAAAUGAAAUGAAGUUCUAGUAGAAGUAUUAAUUAAUAAAAUAUUGGUAAUUCCCUUGAUCAGUGAACAAUUAAUUACCGCUAUGGCAUUCGUCUAUCAAGGGGAUGCAGACUUGGAAUCAAAAGCAAAAAAAGCGGCUGAGCGUAUAUCUGAAAACAUGCAUAUUGUAGCAAAUGAGCCUUCACUAGCAUUAUACAGAUUGCAAGAACAUGUAAGAAAAGCCUUACCACCCAUGGUUGAACGAAGAGUUGAAGUCACAAAAUUGCAGCAUGAACUACAAGGCAGGUGCUAUGAUGUGGAGUAUGCUUUAAGUGCUGUAAAGUCAAUGGAUGGUGCAGCUACAAGCUUCAAAAACAUCCAGGAGAUGUUGAAACAGUCUAUAUUUUUAAAACAACAAUUAAAAUAUGAGGAGGCUAGGAGAAAUAAAAAAGAUACAAAUUCUGUUUAUAAGCGCCUCUCUGCUCACAUUGUGUUAGACCUUCCAGACCUUUCCGAAUUCUCUAUGAUCCGUGAAACAACAAAUAGAUUAGAGAACAUCAUGACUCAAGCUAGAGGCUCUAAUAAUGAGUUACAUAGGUCCCACACUACAUUACAUUAGAAUAAUAGGUAUUAUCAACUUAAUGAUUUGCACAUAUGUACUGAAUGAAUCAUUAAUCUAAAACAUAAUAUGAAGUAAUUCAAACAUUCUAAUCAUUUUUUUCCAAAGAGAGUUACAUU
This is a messenger RNA of Vanessa tameamea, 804 nucleotides long. RefSeq names its product BLOC-1-related complex subunit 8 homolog. Gene Ontology annotation, cellular component: BORC complex. NCBI's taxonomy places the organism in Eukaryota, Metazoa, Arthropoda, Insecta, Lepidoptera, Nymphalidae. The coding region runs from base 170 to 685 and encodes 171 amino acids. The record is from RefSeq and is a predicted model, not a curated record. The transcript is spliced from 3 exons.